Molecule: messenger RNA, 630 nt
Organism: Durio zibethinus
Lineage: Eukaryota; Viridiplantae; Streptophyta; Magnoliopsida; Malvales; Malvaceae
Product: thioredoxin H1
Molecular function (GO): protein-disulfide reductase activity
Source: RefSeq, a predicted model, not a curated record
AGUUGUUAAUACAAAUAACGUUUCUUGUGUGAGAGACUUCAUUAAAAAAUUUUUUUUCCCUAGAGCUAAGCCAAAAUGGCAGCAGAGGAAGGACAAGUGAUCAGUUGCCACACUUUUGAGUCAUGGAAUGAGCAGCUUCAAAAGGGCAAUGAAUCCAAAAAACUGGUGGUUGUUGAUUUCACUGCUUCAUGGUGUGGACCAUGCCGUUUUAUUGCACCCUUCCUGGCUGAAUUGGCCAAGAAAAUUCCUCAAGUCAUGUUUCUCAAGGUGGAUGUGGAUGAGUUGAAGGAAGUUGCUGCCGAUUGGGCUGUGGAGGCUAUGCCAACUUUCAUGUUCCUGAAGGAGGGGAAGAUUGUGGACAAAGUGGUGGGAGCAAAGAAAGAUGACCUUCAGCAGACUGUGGCAAAGCAUAUGGCUACUAGCAGUAGUGCUUCUGCUUGAUGAUGAUAAUUAUUAUUACUAUGACCUCUCAUGUUUGGAGGGAGGAAUUUAUUAUUAUAAACCUCAUCAUUAUGUGCAGCUAAUAAUCUAGACAUAUCUACAUGUUAGACCUUAAGUUUGUUUCUAUAUAUUUUGAGGAUAUUUAUAUCAUUAUUCGUAUAUGUUACAGACAGAAUUCAUUAAAAGCUU